Messenger RNA from Dioscorea cayenensis subsp. rotundata (Guinea yam), 1421 nucleotides. RefSeq names its product pto-interacting protein 1-like. The record is from RefSeq and is a predicted model, not a curated record. Lineage: Eukaryota; Viridiplantae; Streptophyta; Magnoliopsida; Dioscoreales; Dioscoreaceae. Gene Ontology annotation, biological process: protein phosphorylation. Gene Ontology annotation, molecular function: ATP binding; protein kinase activity. Bases 163 to 1287 code for a protein of 374 amino acids. The transcript has 8 exons.
GAGACCUUGGUGCGAGUGAGCUUACCGUCAUUCAAGCAGUCUAUUUCUUUCUAAAUUCUAUGAAAAAGAGAGCACAAAGGCCAAGAACUCUCGCUCGCACAUUGUCUGGAUUUCCCUCCGGUGCUGAGCCGAGCUCGUCAACGAAAGCAAAGAGAACAAAUUAUGGUUUUGAGAAGAACCAUGGCUUGCUUUGGUUGCUGUGGAGAGGAUGAAUUUCAUAGAGUGGCUGAUACUAGAGUUCAUUUAUCUUCAAACCAUUCGGCAGGGAAUAAUGGAUCUGUUCAUGCUUUAGAUCGUGCUCCUAAUGAGGGAGCUCCAAUUGUGAAAGUUCAACCUAUUGCAAUCCCUGCAAUUCCUGUUGAUGAACUAGAGGAAGCAACUAAAGAUUUUGGAACCGAGACCUUGAUCGGGGAGGGAUCAUACGGAAGAGUAUAUUAUGGUGUCUUGAAGAAUGGGAAAUCUACUGCAAUAAAAAAAUUAGACACCAAUAAUCAACCUGACCAAGAAUUUUUAGCGCUGGUGUCUAUGAUGUCAAGGUUGAAACAUGAAAAUGUUAUGGAGCUGCUUGGUUAUUGCAUUGAUGGAAAUUUCCGUGCCCUUGCUUAUGAAUUUGCUACCAUGGGAUCACUGCAUGAUAUUCUUCAUGGGCGAAAAGGUGUUAAAGGAGCACAACCAGGACCUGUACUGUCAUGGAUUCAAAGAGUGAAAAUUGCCAUUGGGGCAGCCAAAGGACUUGAGUACCUACAUGAGAAAGCACAGCCACAUAUUAUUCAUCGUAACAUUAAGUCAAGCAAUGUACUAAUAUUUGAUGAUGAUGUUGCUAAGAUUGCGGACUUUGAUAUUUCCUACCAGGCCCCCGACAUGACAGCUCGACUUCACUCUACUCGUGUUCUUGGAGCUUUUGGUUAUCAUGCUCCAGAGUUUGUGAUGACAGGACAACUUAGCUCUAAAAGCAAUGUUUAUAGUUAUGGAGUUAUUCUUCUAGAGCUAUUGACUGGUCGUAAACCUGUGGAUCAUACCUUACCCAGAGGGCAACAGAGUCUUGUGACAUGGGCAACUCCAAGACUUUGUGAAGAUAAAGUAAAACAAUGUGUUGAUGCAAGGCUAGGUGGACAGUACCCUCCUAAAGCAGCUGCAAAGAUGGCUGCAAUAGCUGCCUUAUGUCUGCAGUACGAGGCUGAUUGCAGACCAAACAUGGGCAUUGUAGUGAAGGCGCUUCACCCUCUCUUAAAUGCAAGGUCUAGGCAUGCAAGUGAGACGAACAGCUCUUUGAAUCAUGCUUAUUAGUUGUUGCUAAAAGAUAGAUAUACUGUUUUUGUUGACACGCUAUCUUGCACCUGAAUGUUAGUACCUUAAAACUCGAAAUGUGUUGGAAUGAUGAAACAUAUUUUUCAAAGUAUUUUCCUUGGCCAUGUUUUUCA